Molecule: messenger RNA, 2414 nt
Organism: Paramisgurnus dabryanus
Lineage: Eukaryota; Metazoa; Chordata; Actinopteri; Cypriniformes; Cobitidae
Source: RefSeq, a predicted model, not a curated record
CCUCCCUUAUUUUCAUCUCUCCCUCGAUCCUUCUCAUCUGUCUGUUUUUUUUUCUCAUAAUAUGUUUCUCCUGCUUUAUUUGCAUUUUCCAUGCCUCUUAUUUCAUCUCUCUAGAGAGCCACGGCUGAAUUUCUAGCUUUGCUCUCAUUUCGUGCAACCUUUACGCAUUCACAUCUCAGCGUCUUUUUUCUCAAUUUUCCUCAUUUAUCCAAGUUCAACCUCUGUUGCAUGUUGGAACGUCAUCGUCCACGUUUAGGCUGGAUUCUCAACUCUAAACUGGAACCAUGUUCUAUUUCCAGCUGGUGAUCAUGGCAGGAACGGUUCUCCUGGCGUACUACUUCGAGUAUACGGACACGUUCCCUGUGCACAUUCAAGGAUUCUUCUGCUUUGAUAAAGCCUUUUCCAAGCCGUAUCCAGGACCUGAAGAUGACAGCAAAGCUUCUCCUGUGUUGGUGUAUUCGUUGGUCACUGCUAUUCCCACGAUUACAAUACUGUUGGGUGAGCUGACAUCUUUCUUCACUAAACCUGAGGCGAUGCAGGAGAAGACAAUUGUUACAGCUGACUGCUGCUAUUUCAACCCGUUACUAAGGCGCAUUGUCCGUUUCCUUGGCGUGUACUCCUUUGGUCUUUUCACCACCACUAUCUUUGCUAACGCUGGACAGGUGGUGACAGGAAACCAGACACCUCACUUCCUGUCCACGUGCCGGCCAAAUUACACUGCACUGGGAUGCCAUUCACCCCUGCAGUACAUAACGGAGCGGCGGGCGUGCACCGGUAACCCUUACCUUAUCACCACCGCCCGCAAAUCCUUCCCCUCGAAGGACGCAGCGUUGAGUAUGUACUCGGCUGUCUACACCGUGAUGUAUGUUACUCUGGUGUGGCGGACAAAAGGCACGAGGCUGGCCAAACCCACUCUGUGUCUGACUCUCAUCUCAUUGGCUGUACUGGUGGGCAUUGUGCGUGUAGCUGAGUACCGUAAUCACUGGUCUGAUGUUCUGGCUGGAUAUCUCACCGGGGGAUCCAUUGCAGCAUUUCUGGUCACAUGUGUGAUCAAUAACUUCCAGCAGACACAGCCUCCUCUGCCACCCAUGCCUCCACCCGUGCAACCUUCGCGUCCAGAUCCCCCACUCAACAUGCCCAUGGUUGCCAUGCCCUGCGUCGAAAGUCCACUCGAAAACAGGUUCCAGGAGUUUUGUACACAGGCAUCACAUGACCAUCAGCCAUACCUGGUCCCCGCCCCUCCCGAUGUGCUCAUCCACUCACGUCGCUCCAUCUCCAGCGCAGUCUAGACACGCCGUCCGAAUAUACCACCCGUUCCCGCCCUAGACCCUCUCUCAUAAGAUCAUACUCAACUCAGGUCUAGAGCUUCACCAUACUCACCUCUGCUGCCCCCUAAUGGAUGACAGAGACAAUGACAGCAAUAUCAUUCAUUGUGGUUUGCCUGAAUCCUCUUGGUUUGUCCUUAGUGUAGACUGUUUUUUUAUGAAAGCUGACGAUAAUCGUCCACGUAUUUAAUUUUGCAUUAACAUUAAUAAUUAAGACAUUCUGUGUCCAUUCCAAAAAAACUCUCUUUCUUUAACAGCCAUAGGGGAACUGAAUAUCAACUGUGACAUUUAAAACAAUUCACUAGCUUACAAUGUUGAAAAUAUGACAAAAAUAAUAAUAUGGGGUCUAUUUUUGAAAUGUAGAGAUAUUGGAAGAAUGUAGCAAACUAUUAGUAAAUGUAUUUGAAAGGGAACCGAUAGAUCGUUUUAUAGUUUAGCACUAUUUUUAUGACAACAGGUUAUGGUUAAGGAUAACAUGAAAAGAUGUUAAAUUACUCCAAGAGUCUAGGUUGUAUACAGAGAUCAUUUUCAAAACUAUAAUACAUAGUAAAGAGGAUUUCAGCGCGAUUAGCUGGAAUUUAAAAGUGAUACAUAUGUAAAGGAUGUAGCAAAUGUUAUAUAUUUUAUGUUGUAUAUAAUGUGACUGUUUUUCCUUUUUAAUUUAUAUAGCUAAUUUAUUAUUUACAUAUUAUAAUUGAUUCCUUGACACAAUGGAUUGAUAUAAUAAUCCAGAAGACAGAUACACUCUUAGAACGGAUACAUUGUUCCAGAAUACACACAUUUUGUGUUACUUUUAACACAUUUUGUGUUUUAUUUGAUCACAAAUGACACAUAAUUUGUUAAAAGCAUAACACAAAAAAAUGUGUAAAAAAUUAACACAUUCUUUCUUAGACUGUAGACAUUGCAAGAUAUUACCUUAGGUUUCAACCUAAGGUUUAAAGUCCAUGUAAAGUUGUUUCAGAGAAUUGGGAGUCAAAAGGGGGUUGCACACAGAGGGAAAAGCGCCGCAUUUUAAGAGCGAGCUUAAGGGCUCAUUAUAGUUGUGCGUAGGUCCUAUGACUAAAGCCCGAUUUAUAGUCGUGCGUAAGG